GAGGAAACGUUGAAAGUGCAUAGAUCAAUAAAGCCACAAGAAGUGAGGAUGAGGCUUCCGAUUCAUGCCACACAUCUAGCUCAGCUAACCGGCAGCUUCCAUUAAACUUCUUUUGGACCAUCGCGGUUUCGAGGACAGGGAAGACCUGGAAAGGCUUUUCUUAACUCGAAUCUUUCGGAAAGCUCGCUGGCGUUUCCUGGCCUGUCGUUGAUGCGUGGCCCCGCCCGUCGUCUCAUCCUCCCCUCUCUGGCCUUCUGCAAGUAAGGUUGAGCAUUUGAGGUUCCUUCAAUCACCUCUCAGUUCUCCCUUCUGCACAGUAUCAUACUAUACUUUGCGAUAGCAAUAGCAAUACGGUACAUACACACACUACUUCUCAAUUACAUCCUGCUCACCUCUCCGUCCUCCUAUCUAUCUUUCCCCCAUCGUCUACUUCUCUGGCCUCACCAUUUCUGACAUCUCCUCUUCCUUUCCCUUUUUUCUCUCUCUCCUCCCCGUUCUGCUUCCUUCUAUCCCCCUCAACUUCCUUUGUUAAAUCGCCGUUAAUAACAGGCACCAGGACCCCCUUAAGGUCCAACUUAACGAAUUUACGACCACAAUUAAAUUUGCUCGUCAUACUUCUUCCCCUGUCGUCUGCCUUGCUUUUCACCAACCAGAACCUCUCAUCACGAAAUACAUCGUUCAAACACUUACACAUUGCGUUUUCUGUACAUCUUUUUUGCCCACGAAUUAAGGACGUCCAACCAUCAUCACCGUAACUGAUACCCUCUUAUUUCAACGACAGAAGCUUUUCUCAUUGUCUUUCGCAAUAUCACAUAUUCUGCCCCCCCGCCCCCUUCGAUAUAACCUUGGCAAAUCAACAUGAACUCCGGAUCCCCAACCGUCAAUUUACCAAAUGAUGGCCAAUCUUCGAAUGGUGGCCCGAUUCAAGCUCCUCGAGUUGUACCUUUAACUUGCCAUGGUCACUCUCGGCCUGUCACCCAUCUUUCCUUUUCGCCCAUGCUGGCAGACGAUGAAUACUAUUUAAUAUCCGCUUGCAAAGAUAAUAAUCCAAUGCUUCGGGAUGGUAUUACAGGUGAUUGGAUUGGGACUUUUUUGGGCCAUAAAGGUGCCGUGUGGCAGGCGAGACUUUCCAAUGAUGCAGCCUUAGCGGCUACCGCUUCUGCCGAUUUCUCUGCGAAAAUCUGGGACACCUUUACCGGCGAAUGUUUGCAAACCCUCCAACACAACCAUAUAGUUCGCGCGGCUACCUUCUCGCCAAACCCUACACAUGUUGCAACCGGUGGUCAGGAGAAAAGGUUACGGGUGUACGAUUUGGCACAUUCGGAAACGCCAAUGGAAAUUGGUGCUCAGACUCAUACAGGAACUAUUAAGUCUAUCGUCUGGUCGGACCCCAACACCAUCCUCUCAGCAUCAGAUGACCGAAAACUGCGUUGGUGGGAUAAUAGAUCUGGAGAGCUUGUGACAAAGUUCGAUGUCGAUGAGCUCAUUGGAUCUUGUGAAUUGAGUCCUGAAGGAAACUUGAUCAGCGCAACGGCUGGAAAGACAGUGUAUUUCUUUAAUGCGCAGAGCAGGCAGUUGAUCAAGAGCAUCUCAACAGCAUACGAAGUAUCUUCUGUAGCACUUCAUCAACAAACUAGGCGCUUUAUAACAGGUGGAAGCUCAGAUACUUGGGUCAGGGUUUACGACUAUGAUACUGAGACUGAGCUCGAGGUUUACAAGGGCCAUCAUGGAAGUAUAUGGAGUGUCAGCUUUUCCCCGGAUGGAAGGCUCUACGCAACAGGUUCUGAAGACGGUACAAUAAAAUUGUGGAAAUACACCAACCAACCGUAUGGCUUGUGGAAAUGAGCGCUCUGGUGUGAAAGGUGUGUGAGUCGAGCAAGGUGUAGAUUUCUUGCUGGCGACUGCAAUUGCAUACUGUAUUUCGGCUCCGCACCGAUGCCUCUGAUAUUAGCCCCGGGUGGAAUUAUCACAUUAUGUGUUUCCUUAUCUCCCCUACGGAGUAAGAAAAAACCGUUUGUCCAAAA
This is a messenger RNA of Tuber melanosporum (Perigord truffle), 2024 nucleotides long. RefSeq lists its product as uncharacterized. The coding region runs from base 859 to 1845 and encodes 328 amino acids. The record is from RefSeq and is a predicted model, not a curated record. The transcript is spliced from 6 exons. Gene Ontology annotation, biological process: spliceosomal snRNP assembly. Gene Ontology annotation, cellular component: SMN complex. Gene Ontology annotation, molecular function: protein binding; RNA binding. NCBI's taxonomy places the organism in Eukaryota, Fungi, Ascomycota, Pezizomycetes, Pezizales, Tuberaceae.